AUGCCGAAGCCAAUCACUUUCUACGAUAUCGCGUCUGGGCCGCCACUUCGCCCGUACGCACCGAACCCCUCCUCUGACACUGCCAUCAGAUAUGCUCUCAACUUUAAGCGUCUGCACUCCAGCUUGGACUACAGGACUUGCUGGACUGAGCUCACCGAGGUUACACAAGUCCGAAAAGGCCUUGGCGCUCCCCCGUGCCGAAAGCACCUGGACCAGACGGACUUUUACACCCUGCCGGUGAUAGUCGACCACACGCGCGCGACCGAUCAAGUUGUGGGCGACUCGUUUGAAAUCGCCAUGUACCUCGACAAAGCGUAUCCUAGCACCAGGCAACUUUUUCCUGGUGAUGCAGCUGCCUCUUACCGACAAUUCAACGCACAGGUCGACAUGGUCUUUACCAAAUACGUAGUCCUUUGCUUCCAAACGAUGCCUCUCAACCCGGAGACUGCCGCAAAGGCGAGAGCCGAGUUCUGCAGACGGGCGGGAAGAAAGGACUGGGAAGAAUUCAUAGUGUACGGCCAUCAGAGGACAGCUAUGCUCAACGAAUUCGAGAGGGCGCUUGGACAGCUGUCCGAGAUUUAUGGUGAGGUAGGCAGUGGUGUUCACCUCACAAGAAAUGUGACACCCACCUAUGCGGAUUUCAUCAUAGGAGGCUGGCUAUGGAUGAUGAAAGAGGCGCUGCCGGAAUGGGAUAAAGUUUGCUCGUGGCAGGAUGGACUGUGGGGGAGGCUGCACGACACCCUGAAUGGAACAUAUGGGCGGGAUGAUUGA
Diaporthe batatas is the source of this 771-nucleotide messenger RNA. RefSeq lists its product as uncharacterized. Lineage: Eukaryota; Fungi; Ascomycota; Sordariomycetes; Diaporthales; Diaporthaceae. The transcript is spliced from 2 exons. The record is from RefSeq and is a predicted model, not a curated record. The coding region runs from base 1 to 771 and encodes 256 amino acids.